CUGGCCGCCUGGCGGCCAGUCCUGUGAUAACCCCCUGACCUCGUCGUCGACCAGGUGGGGGAGGGACUCUUCUGUUUCUUAAUUUAGGUGCUCCUCCUCGGGGCACGCCACCUCCUGGUAAAGAUAAUAUUAGCGACAUUACACAUGUACGGAGUUGUUUAGACAGAAAAAGCAAACAACAACAGAGAAAGCCUCAUCUUUCUCCUCUGCACCAAGGCGACUCUUGAGGCUUGUUACCCACAGUAAUCAUAGACCCACUUCAGUAUUCUCCUCCCCGAGCAAGUCAUUCACCAGUCAAACCAUCAUGUCAGACAAAAAACGCAAAUCAACAUCUUCAGCUGCUGCUGGUGGUAAAGAGCCCAGUGCUAAGCAGCAGAAGUUGGCCCCCAUGAAGGAGGAGGAGAAGAAGGAGAGAGUUGAGGGCUGGCUGCAGGACCUUGUGAAGCAGCAGAGGACAGAGAAGAAGGAAAUGAAAUUCAACAAAAAGCGCCUCCGCUUUAUGUCUGAUACUGAGCAGGCAAAGCAGGGCUCAGAGGGUGUACUGUACUGGAUGUUAAGAGACCACAGAGUACAAGAUAAUUGGGCGCUGGUCCAGGCCCAGCGGCUUGCUUUGGAGGAGAACCUUCCUCUGCACAUCUGUGUCUGCCUGGUUGUCCCAAAAUCAGAACUGUCUACUCUGAGACAUUACAGCUUUAUGCUAAAAGGUCUGAAAGAAGUUGCAAAGGAAUGCAAAACAUUAGACAUCCAGUUCCACUUGCUGCAUGGUUCGGCGGGGGACGUUCUCCCUGGCUUUGUGUCUGACCGUGGCCUGGGGACAGUGGUGACCGACUUCUCCCCCCUCAGAGAGCCACUGCAGUGGUUGGAGGAUGUUAAAAAGACACUUCCAAAGGACAUUCCCCUCAUACAGGUUGAUGCCCACAAUAUUGUUCCGUGCUGGGUAGCAUCACCUAAACUUGAGUAUGCCGCCAGGACGAUCAGAGGAAAAAUCACUAAGCUGUUGCCAGAGUUCCUCACAGAGUUUCCUCUGGUAGAGAAACACCCAUACACAGCUACUAGAACAGCCAAACCAGUAGACUGGGACAAAAUCCUGGCCUCCCUGCAGGUUGACCGAGCAGUUGGAGAGCCGGAGUGGGCAAAGCCAGGCACCAAUGGAGGGAUGGCCAUGUUGGAGUCCUUCAUUGAUGUACGCCUUAAACUGUUUGACACCCAACGCAAUGACCCAAACGCUGCUGCCCUCAGUCAGUUGUCCCCCUGGAUCCGCUUUGGCCACCUGUCAGCCCAGCGUGUGGCACUGCAGGUUCAGCACAGUGGGAAGUCUGCAGGUCAUUCUGUCUCCUCCUUCAUUGAGGAGCUGGUGGUGCGCAGGGAGCUGACCGACAACUUCUGCUUCUACAACAAGAAAUACGACUGCGUGGAGGGUGCGUAUGAGUGGGCUCAGAAGACCUUGAAAGAUCAUGCCAAAGACAAGAGGCCGUAUCUCUACACGCGUGAACAGCUGGAGAAAGCAAAGACGCAUGACAAGCUCUGGAACGGUGCUCAGUACCAGAUGGUCACUGAGGGGAAGAUGCAUGGUUUCUUGAGGAUGUACUGGGCCAAAAAGAUUCUGGAGUGGACUUCUUCACCUGAGGAGGCGCUCUCGAUCGCUCUAUACCUAAAUGAUCGCUAUGAGCUGGAUGGCCAGGACCCCAAUGGCUUUGUUGGUUGUAUGUGGUCUAUUUGUGGCAUCCAUGAUCAGGGCUGGAGAGAGAGAGCCGUUUUCGGGAAGAUCCGCUACAUGAACUACAAAGGCUGCCUGCGGAAGUUUGACGUAGCCCGGUUUGAGAGAAAGUACUGUCCCAAAAACCUUUGAAGCAUAAAAUAUUUUGAAGGAUGGGAAUAAAAUGCCUGGCAGCUUAUAUCUCCUACAUCUUUACCUCAGGGGGCAUUUAUAAGCCUUUCUUGCAGAGGAUGUUUAGUUCUUCACGGACUGUUUUCUUUUUUUCCAAAACAUUGGGCCGUUUCUUUUACUGAAUAUUCAGACAUUCAUAAUUUAACAUUAGAUUACCACAGUGCCUACUUAGUAAGCAUAAAAGCUUUUAUGCUACUUUUUUAUUUCUGUUUUUUUGGGGGGUUGUUUUUUAAUGUUAAUUAAAUUGUAUUUUCCACAAAAGAUGCCUUGUUUAUCAUAAAUGUUUCAACAACUGAUUCCACAACAUCUGCUGUUCUUUUAGAGGAACUCUGAGGACUUCUUUCUAAAAAGCCCUCUUUUCAUACCAAACCAUUUUCUGUUACUUGUGUCAGUUUCUUUACCCAUUUACAGUUCAUCCAGCUGUAAUUUAUCUGUAACACCUGAAUACCACAUAUGUUGCCUAAACAGACAUGUUUGAUUAUUCUUUACUGAAAAGUAAACAUCCGCCCACAAUCACUCGCUUUAAUGAUCGUAUUCAAAUGUAAUUCAUAAUUAAGUAUAGCCACACUUUGAACUAUUGUUAUUUACUGUCCCAGCUACUGUGAUAGAUCAGUGACUAAAUAGAAAAUAAUGUAAUCAAAUCUGCACAUGAAUGAGCUGUCAACAUAUUGAUGACAAGAAAAUCAUUUGAUUAAAGAAACUUGUGUUCUUCAAACCAAAAUGGGAAACAAAAAAGACAUAUGUACAGUAUUACAUGCUCAUAUUUGCAGGGACUGGGAUAAAUCACAGUUGCAAAUGUGGUUUUACUGAGCACUGAUGUAAUUAAGCAUUGAAACAAAAAACACUUCUACCCAACCUAAUUAACUGCACCCUCACUAGUGGAUAAAAACAACCCCUUCAGGUAACAACGCACAACACCAUUUCACAAAUUACAAUAUAAAACCUCUAUGGGCCCUUUUGUUGUGUUAGUUCAUUACCAGGGAAAGAUGUAUAUCUUCCAAGGUUUUGCUUUUAUUGUUCUAAUUAGUUGAAACCAGUUGGUAUGGUUACAGGGAAUAAGAAUAUUACAGUGUGAUAUAGUGUGAAUAUAGUGAAAAUUACUGGUUUAAGGUCCUUGGCACUUAUAGUUGUUCCUAUAGGUUCAAAAUAUGUAUAAGUUCCUAUCAUAUUGGCUAUUUGCCUUCACAUGCUGUUGAAGAUGAAGAGUAAAGCAGUUCACACUUAUAAGAUUGAGGGG
Molecule: messenger RNA, 3125 nt
Organism: Sander lucioperca (pikeperch)
Lineage: Eukaryota; Metazoa; Chordata; Actinopteri; Perciformes; Percidae
Gene: cpdp
Product: CPD photolyase
Exons: 10
Coding region: 305-1849 (514 amino acids)
Biological process (GO): photoreactive repair
Molecular function (GO): deoxyribodipyrimidine photo-lyase activity
Source: RefSeq, a predicted model, not a curated record